AUGAAGAUAGAUUUAACACAACUUCUGGCGAGAAUUCCAUUACUUAUAUCAUAUCCAACUAUCAUCUUAUCAGGCAGUCUGAUUGUGUCUACGUAUGAUGAUAUAAUUGAUUUACAUCUCUUUAAUGACUCGCUCAUGAUAAUAACAGAUUACUUAUUGAGAUUGGUAUUUUUACCCUUACUGUUAUCAUCUAUAUUUAUUGUAAUUGGAUACGCUUUAGGGAUUUUUAGUCUAUUCAGGAAUAAAAACAAUCUUAUACAAAAUGGGUUACCAAUUUACGUUUUCCUCUUGAUAUUAUAUCAAGCAAGUUUCAUUCUAGGAUCAAUUCAAACCACUUGUCUAGGGUUAUUGAGUUUGCACCAAUUAUUAUCAUCCUCUAACAACGGUAAAUCAUAUCAUGGCUCAUCAAUAUUACAAUUACUAAAAUUAUACAUUCCGUUAUCAAUGCUCACUUUGUUGAUGGAAUAUUCGAUAAAAUAUUAUAAUACAAUUCAUACAAUGGAAAUAAUACCAAAAAUUUUAAUAUACUCUAUUAUUAUAAUAGCUCAAUACUCAACCCCUCGUUUAAAAGGUUUUAUUGAGAAAUUAACAGUGGAAAGUGGUCGUAAUGAAGAUGAUACAACAAAAACUACCACUACAGCAUUAGCAUUAGAAAAGCAAAAUAAUCAUUUCAUCAUUUUCUUAUUUGUCAUUGAAGCAAUAUGCUUAAUAAUAAUAUAUUCCAUCACAAAAAUAUUAUAUCCAAACAUUUAUAAUUUACAACCAUUAAUGUUUAUCGUUAAUGUUGGGAGUCUAGCUGUUUUCUUCUUAUCAUUACAUGAUUCAUUAUUAGAGACUGAAAGAGUUACUGAUGAUGAGGAUGAUAUACCCGAAAAACGUGGCUCUGAUUAUAUUUUUGGACCAUUUUUCUCCGUCCCUAAAUAUAUAACUUUCAUUUCAGGUUUGAUAUCAAUUAUUUUAUUAUAUUUAUCCUCAGAUUCGACGCUCUCCCCUUCUCCUUCUUCCUCUACUUCAAUCUUACCUUCGAAUAUUAUGACCUUAUUAUUUGUCAUUGCUUCUGAAUUUGUAUCAUCCUUUUUACCACCAUCCAAUAUAAGGAAGCAUGCAGACACACCUAUUUUAAAUCAUUCAGCACAUUCGCAUGAUCACUCGCAUGAUCAUUCACAUUCUCAUAUAAGUUCUAACAAAGAAGACACUGAACAACAUCAAGAAAUGAAUAUUUUCAGACAAAUGGCGACAAAUAAAGAUACAAGGUCAAUUUUUUCAUUCUUAUUAUUAAACACGACAUUCAUGUUUGUCCAAUUAUUAUAUUCAUUCCGUUCCAAAUCAUUGGGGUUAUUAUCGGAUUCAUUACAUAUGGCAUUAGAUUGUGGUUCAUUAUUAUUAGGCCUAAUCGCAACCAUUCUCUCCAAAAACCCACCAAGUGAUAAAUUCCCCUUCUCAUUGAGUAAUUAUCUAGAAACUUUAUCUGGAUUCACUAAUGGCAUUUUAUUAUUAGGUAUAGUCUGUGGGAUUUUCGUCGAAGCGAUAGGGAGAUUAUUUAAUCCAAUUCCUUUACAUGGUACUAAUGAAUUAUUAGUAGUGGCGACCAUUGGAUUAUUAGUCAAUCUUGUUGGAUUAUUUGCAUUCGAUCAUCAUGACGCUGGUGGUAAUAAUAAUCAUUCCCAUAUUCAAGAUCCUGAAGAUAAAAAUGAUCGUGGAACAAACGAAAAUAUGAGAGGGAUUUUCUUACAUAUCUUAGCAGACACACUAGGAUCAGUCGGAGUCGUGAUUUCCACCUUAUUGAUCAAAUUGACACAUUGGCAUAUUUUCGAUCCAAUUGCAUCCAUUUUCAUUGCCUUUUUAAUCUUAUUAAGUGCCAUCCCACUAUUGAAAUCUACUUCAUCGAACAUGUUAUUGAAAUUAGAUGAUACUAAUCACAAUUUAGUUAAAGAUGCUUUGCAUCAAAUUUCAAUGACUCCCGGUAUAUCAGGGUAUACAACCCCACGAUUUUGGCCAUCACGUAUGAGUUCAAGCGGUCAUUCACAUUCACACGGCCAUUCACAUUCACACGGCCAUUCACAUUCACACGGCCAUUCACAUUCACAUUCACAUAGUAGUAGUCAUUCUGAUCCGAACGAAUGUCGUGAUGAUGAUACUGAUACCCGCACACUACAUAGGCAUACACAGAAGAAACCAACUAAAUUGGAAGGGUAUAUUCAUCUACAAUACGUAGAGGGUGAAAACUCCACGAUCAUCAAGAAAAGAGCAGAAAAGAUAUUUGAGAAUGUUGGGAUACAUGCAUGGAUUCAAGUAGAAUUGAAAAACUCGCCAUGUUGGUGUACGUCAUCUUCAGCAUUAUUAAAUUCUCCACCGGUGACAUUACCCAUCAACAUGGCUGGCAGUAUUGGUAAUACUAACGAAAAUGGUAUUCCUGCACCAUACGCAAAUAAGGGACUGUAA
Molecule: messenger RNA, 2442 nt
Organism: Naumovozyma dairenensis CBS 421
Lineage: Eukaryota; Fungi; Ascomycota; Saccharomycetes; Saccharomycetales; Saccharomycetaceae
Gene: MSC2
Product: metal cation transporter MSC2
Exons: 1
Coding region: 1-2442 (813 amino acids)
Biological process (GO): intracellular zinc ion homeostasis; zinc ion transport; transmembrane transport
Cellular component (GO): membrane; Golgi apparatus
Molecular function (GO): zinc ion transmembrane transporter activity
Source: RefSeq, a predicted model, not a curated record